AUGAUCCGAAAGCACGAUUGUUUAAACAACGUCACCGUGCCCAUAUGGAACCGCCACCUGGUGUUAGCCUUGGGCAUCCCUCAACUUCUCAUCACCUUCAUCUCCGCCGUCUUCAACUCAGGCGUGGUCCUUGGGGUGGUGUUCUCCAAGGAGUUUCACAAACCCAUCUUCAUCCUGUUCUGCAACUUGGCCGUCUCUGACUUCCUCUGCGGCUCUUCGGGUUUCUGGAUCGCCAUGCUGUUCAUCACGGACCCUCAAAGCACCAUCGUGGGCUCCAAGGAACUCCUCAGAGCUUACGCCUUCUACGCCAUGUCGAUCCUGGCCACCAUUUAUAACCUAGUCAUCAUUGGGAUCGAACGCUACCUGGCUGUAUCCAGAAGCCUAAGGAUGAGAUGCAGAAUCACCAGGAACCAGAUAUUGAGUACCACCUUGGGUAUUUGGGUGUGCGCCUUCUCCUUGGGUUUCAUGCCUCUAAUGGGGUGGAACUGCUUGGAGAAGGAUAAGAUCUCCGCUCUGUACAGUCCGUUGUGCAUGGACUAUCUCACCUUCAUCACUAUUCCUCACUGCCUAGUAGUGUUAGUUCUACCGCUCUUCACUUAUCUAAACAUCAUCAUCUUUUUGAGGAAACACAAAGGAAGUAUGGAAACUCUAGGGCAGUGCCACGCUACCUACCGCCUAGCUGAAGUCCAGGUUGCGAGAACCAGUGUGUUGAUUUGGGUUUUGGCUUUGUUUUCCUAUGCUCCUUUCUUCGCCGGGGUUGUGUUUGAUUCAGCCACUCAACAAUGCCCCAACGAGCAUUCUCGAGCGAUCUAUAUCUUCAGAAACCUCACGGCAAUGAUGAUCACCAUUAACUCACUAGGAGAUCCCAUCAUAUACUCUCUGAAUAUGAAGAAGUUGGGGCACAGAUUCAGGUUUCUGAAACUUCCUUCCAGCAACCGCAUUGAAGUACAAGUCAUUGGACAGACCUGA
Molecule: messenger RNA, 969 nt
Organism: Ahaetulla prasina
Lineage: Eukaryota; Metazoa; Chordata; Lepidosauria; Squamata; Colubridae
Product: lysophosphatidic acid receptor 3-like
Exons: 1
Coding region: 1-969 (322 amino acids)
Biological process (GO): G protein-coupled receptor signaling pathway
Cellular component (GO): membrane
Molecular function (GO): G protein-coupled receptor activity
Source: RefSeq, a predicted model, not a curated record